AGAAGAAGAAUCUAAACCUGAAGAGCCGUUCUUCCCACAACGGCAGGAUUUGUUUUGCUUUAUUACGCAUGGCAUGUGCUGUAGGUAGAUGAUUCUUUUCAAUUUGUAAGCAACAAUUAUUUUGUCACAAUGUCAAAAAGCAAUUUUAUUUCGUCGAGAAAUUUAUACAUUAUUUUGUGUAGAACAGCAUCUACAGCGCAACCUUUACCUGUUCCUGUGAUCAAGGUCCCAAAAUAUGUCGAACAAUAUGUAGAAAAAGCCAAGAAAAAGGAAUUUUUUAAAAAAUUAAACCGCGAAAAUAGGAGUAAAAUUGCGUAUAGAGGAGAUACCAGUGUUCCUGUUAUUUCGAGUACCAUAGGUGAUUAUAAUUAUUAUUUAGGACAGAUUUAUAACGAACGUCAUCCAAUCCCAUUACAAUCAAAAUAUUGGUUUAAAGCUAAAUCUGCUGGACAAAAAUUUAGAAUAAAUCCUUAUGAUACUAAUCCUUUAUUGGCCUUGCCAGAUCCAAAUGAGUAUGUUGAUGAUGUUUAUUUUCCGAACAAAUUUUCCAAGAUGCAAUUAAAUCCAGAUAUAGUUAAUGCUUUGAGCACUGAUUUCAAUUUUACUACACCUACAAGAAUACAGAGUUUAGUUAUUCCAAGAAUUCUAACUGAGCGACAUAUUUUAAUUGCAUCUGAAACUGGAGCAGGAAAAACAAUUUCUUAUUUAGCUCCUAUCAUACAUCAGCUGGCUGAACUUAAAAAAACAGUCGAACCAUUGCCUGAUGCACCCCUAUCCCUCAUAGUUGUACCUGGUAGAGAACUGGCUGAACAAAUUGGUGAAGUUGCUCACAAGCUUGGUAGUGCCUGCAAUGUAGAUGCAAGAGUUUUGAUUUCUGAAGGCACAAAACAAAAGCAUUUAACUCUGUAUCCAAAUGCCAGAGUAGAUCUUCUUGUUGCAUCAGUAGGCUGCUUGAAUAAAUUGCUUAGUAAAAGGAAAAUCUUUCUUUCAAAUGUGAAACAUGUAGUGCUUGAUGAAGCAGAUACUCUGUUAGAUGCAAGUUUUACAGAUGAAACCAGUUAUCUUUUUCAGAAAUUAAUGGUGAAAUCAUCAGAUUUCAACAGAUUUGGUGCACAGCUUAUCUUGUCUAGCUCUGUCUAUCCAACAGGCAUUGAUUUAAUAUUUAAUUAUGAACUUAGAAAGGAAGAUAUUAUAAAAGUUUGCUCUCCCUAUCUCCAUCGAGUUCCUCCUCACAUAGAGCAAAGGUUUUGGAGAGUCAGUAAUGAUAAUAGGGCUGGAGAACUUCUUGAGUUGAUUAAACCAGAUUAUCAAAAGAAGAGACCGGUAAUGAUUUUCUGUAAUAAAUCACCAACAUGUGAUUGGUUAUCCAAAUUUCUUGAAGAGAAUGAUAUACCAAAUGGCAAAUAUCAUGGUGGUGUUAACCCAGUGUAUAGAACUGACCUGUUUGGAUCGUUUCAAAGAGGAUCAUUUGAUGUUCUAGUUUGUACAGAUCUGGCUUCAAGAGGACUUGAUACACAAAGAGUUAAGCAUGUUGUAAAUUUUGACUUUCCAAAUAAUGUAUCUGACUAUCUAUUAAGAGUUGGUAGGGUUGGACGUGUUGGCAGCAAUCAUGGACGAGUAACAAGUUUAGUACAUUCUGCAUCUGGAGUAUACACUGUAAAUACCAUUGAAACAGCUGUUAAGAAAGCUGAACGUAUAUCCAAUGUUGAUUCAAACAUCAAAGAAAAAAUCCGACAAUUGUAUUUUACACAUUAAACUCUUCUAAAUUAAAUAGAUUUAAAUGGUAUAAUUAUUUUAUUUAAUUGUCCAAUGCAUGCUUAUUCUUGAUAAAGAAAGAAAUAUUUUAUAAGACUUGCAAUAACUCUUUAUUUUAUUGCAUAUGUUUGUUUC
Molecule: messenger RNA, 1890 nt
Organism: Argiope bruennichi
Lineage: Eukaryota; Metazoa; Arthropoda; Arachnida; Araneae; Araneidae
Gene: Dbp21E2
Product: probable ATP-dependent RNA helicase DDX28
Exons: 1
Coding region: 130-1755 (541 amino acids)
Molecular function (GO): nucleic acid binding; RNA helicase activity; ATP binding
Source: RefSeq, a predicted model, not a curated record